Molecule: messenger RNA, 768 nt
Organism: Paraglomus brasilianum
Lineage: Eukaryota; Fungi; Glomeromycota; Glomeromycetes; Paraglomerales; Paraglomeraceae
Source: the annotation of a GenBank genome assembly
AUGAAAAUAUCUGUUUGUGGAGGCAUUUUUUCUGAGUGCUCUUGUGUUGACAAGCUGACUGCUGUUAUCCCACUUGACAGAGUGGGCUAUGAUUACAACACAGCUGUGGAAGCUGCCUGCAUGUUUCGAGCUCUCAAAGUCUGCCUGGACAACCUGGGUAAAUAUUAUGACAAAGUCAUCUCAGAUGAGACAAUCAUGCCAAGGAUCUUAAAUGGUGAGUUCUCACAUCUCAUCAAUAGUAUUAUAUGGGUGUGUGGACAUUGCAGACCAACUGAGAUGGUCACUGACCAGAAGGUUGCAAGCAAAGGAUUUAGACUUGAUCUGGCAUGGGAUCUGAUAAACAGCACUGCAGAAGAUGUGGUAUUGCUGGCAUCUAGUAAUGUUUCUGAUGCUGGAAAAUGUUCAACUACGACAACAACGACAACGAUAACCCCUACCACGCUCACCUCUUCAACUUGUACAAAUGUUCCCACUCCCGUUCUCACUUGCCCCGGUUGCGGACAUAAAAAUUGUGGUGCUGAUAACGGUAAUGGCAAUGGCAAGCAUUGCGUAGUAACUAAUACUUGUACGCUCACAACCACCACAUGUGUUACUCCAUCACCACCACCUCCACCUCCUUCCGCAUGUUGUGAGCUUCCUGCCCCGCAGAAUGUUGCAAAGGAUGUAUUGCUGAUCCACUAUGCCUUCAAUGGAAUUUUGAAGAAGGGUGUAUACAUUUCUUCGACGUCUCUAUUUGUGAACUCCCAUUCAUUAGUCAGUAUUUUCUAG